CUACCAGCUGCAGGAGGAGGUGCUCGGGGAAGGCGCCCAUGCUAGAGUCCAGUCCUGCAUCAACCUCAUCACCAACAAGGAGUACGCCGUGAAGAUCAUUGAGAAGAGCCUUGGACACAUCCGGAGCCGGGUAUUCAGGGAGGUGGAGAUGCUGUACCAGUGCCAGGGACACAGGAAUGUCCUGGAGCUGAUCGAGUUCUUCGAAGAGGAAGAUAGAUUCUACCUGGUAUUUGAGAAGAUGCGAGGAGGCUCCAUCCUGACCCACAUCCACAGGAGGCGCCACUUCAAUGAACUGGAGGCCAGUGUGGUGGUGCAAGACAUUGCCAGUGCCCUUAACUUCCUGCACAACAAAGGUAUAGCGCACAGGGAUUUAAAACCAGAAAAUAUUCUCUGUGAGAGUCCCGACCAGGUUUCCCCUGUGAAGAUCUGUGACUUUGACCUGGGAAGUGGCAUCAAAUUAAAUGGCGAUUGUUCCCCUAUCUCCACCCCUGAGCUGCUCACACCCUGCGGCUCUGCCGAGUACAUGGCUCCCGAGGUGGUGGAGGCCUUCAAUGAGGAGGCUUCCAUCUAUGACAAGCGUUGCGACCUGUGGAGCCUGGGCGUCAUCCUGUACAUCAUGCUGAGCGGCUACCCGCCCUUCGUGGGGCACUGUGGCACCGACUGCGGCUGGGACCGCGGCGAGGCGUGCCAUGCCUGUCAGAACAUGCUCUUUGAGAGUAUCCAGGAAGGGAAGUAUGAAUUUCCUGAUAAGGACUGGGCCCACAUUUCUUUUGGAGCCAAAGAUCUAAUUUCCAAGCUGCUGGUUAGAGAUGCCAAGAAACGGCUCAGCGCGGCCCAGGUCCUCGAGCAUCCUUGGGUGCAGGGGUGUGCUCCAGACAACACGCUUCCAACCCCCAUCAUCUUACAGAGGAACAGCAGUGCCAAAGAACUCACCUCCUUCGCCGCUGAAGCCAUCGCUGUCAACCGUCAGCUGAUGCAGCACGAUGAAGACGAGGAGGAGGAGGAGAUGCGACCAAUCAUAAUCAAAGCUACCUCAUGCUCCAUGCAACUGUCGCCCCCUUCGGAAUCCAGGCUGGCCAAACGGAGGCAGAAGAGCAGCAUGACGAAGGCGGGGGCUGCGAGCCAGCACCUCGUUGCUCCGUUAGUCCUGGUGGGCGAUCACGCGUGAUCGCCUGCUUGCUGUGGCCCCCCCACCCACUCCCUGUACAUAUAUAUGUGCUGUAUACGGGCGUCGUCCUUUUCUUUUUUUUUUAAAUGCCGUUGUUAGCUAGCAACAAGAUCAGGACUCUGUCCUAUUGGCUGGUUUCCAAGGUUUCACUGAUCUUGUAAGUUCCUUUGUUUUGUUUCUGUUUAAAAACUUUUUUUUUUUUUUAUUU
Molecule: messenger RNA, 1376 nt
Organism: Terrapene triunguis (Three-toed box turtle)
Lineage: Eukaryota; Metazoa; Chordata; Testudines; Emydidae
Gene: MKNK2
Product: MAPK interacting serine/threonine kinase 2
Exons: 10
Coding region: 149-1168 (339 amino acids)
Biological process (GO): peptidyl-serine phosphorylation; intracellular signal transduction; protein autophosphorylation
Cellular component (GO): cytoplasm; nucleus
Molecular function (GO): calmodulin binding; ATP binding; calcium/calmodulin-dependent protein kinase activity
Source: RefSeq, a predicted model, not a curated record